AUGGCCACAGAUCCAUCAAAAUACAAGUUCAAUCGUACGCUCGACCUCAAUGCUGCUGCUGCUAUUACUACUACCUGUAACUAUCGGCCGGAGCAACUGAUUGGGAACCGCAUCAGAUACCAUGAUUCGCGUAAAGGAUCCAAAAAGAUCAGACUAGAUUUCCCAGAGAACAAGUUCUCCCUCUACUUCCUUGCAUAUGACGGCCCACAGGCCCUAUCUGGCUCCCGCCACUGGACGGAUAGGAAUGGCAUUAUCGAACUUACUCACAAUUAUGGAACCGAAAACGACCCUUCGUACACUGUCUCGACCGGCAAUGUCGAGCCUCACCGCGGAUUUGGUCAUCUCGCUAUCUCAGUGGAUAACGUCGAACUCGCCUGCAAGCGCCUGGAAGAUGCCAACUACAGCUUCCAGAAGAAGUUCGCCGAAGGGAGGAUGCGAAAUAUUGCCUUCGUCAAAGACCCAGACGGAUACUGGGUGGAGAUUAUCCGGAAACAUCAAACAGAUGCGGCCGUUGCACAGACAAAUCCAUCCACCUACCGGAUGAACCACACCAUGGUUAGGGUCAAGGACCCGGAAGCAAGUUUGAAAUUCUACCAGGAAGUUUUUGGAAUGACCCUUCUUCGCACGCUCGAGCUUGCUGGUGCGGAUUGCAAUCUGUACUUCCUGGCGUAUCCUUCAUCCAAUCCAUCGCUUAAAGAGGGUGAUGCCAACCCAGUCGCAGAAUGGGAAGGGUUGCUGGAAUUGACCUGGAAUCACGGCACAGAGAAGCAAGAAGGAAAAGUGUAUCAUGAUGGCAAUUCGGAGCCUCAGGGAUUUGGACAUAUCUGCGUAUCAGUUGACGAUCUCGAUGCUGCCUGUGCUCGGUUCGAGGCACAAAACGUAACCUGGAAGAAACGUCUGACUGACGGGCGGAUGAAAAAUGUUGCCUUUAUCCUAGACCCAGACGACGAAUUGAACCCUGAGCCCCUCCAGUCGAAUUCCGUGGGAGUCCGUAGGAGCCUGUGGGUGCCUGUGGGAGCCUCUGGCGAACAGAGCUGCCGCUUUGCCUCCUGCGUCGUCGUCCACGACAACUUGCUGGUUUUAUUUGGCGACUCGCUGUCCAGCGCUGAGGAGCAUGAUGGAGUACCGGUAUCAUCGUCCUCGCAUGUGAUGACUUCGGCGAAUGGUAGUAGUACGAAGCCGAAUUCGAGUGAUAGCAGUGGUGCUGCUGGGGUUCUUUGGUCAAGGAAGCCGCGGUCUCUUAAUCCGGUUGGUGGGCAUCGGCGUUUGGGUAGUUGA
Paracoccidioides lutzii Pb01 is the source of this 1278-nucleotide messenger RNA. RefSeq names its product lactoylglutathione lyase. Gene Ontology annotation, molecular function: lactoylglutathione lyase activity; metal ion binding. The coding region runs from base 1 to 1278 and encodes 425 amino acids. The record is from RefSeq and is a predicted model, not a curated record. The transcript is spliced from 5 exons.